UUUUACUCUUCUUUUAGGCUAAAAUGUUGGAGAAUUCACAUGCUUGGAUGGGUGCUUCAAGUUCUUCCAUUGCAGCAGACAGUUACCAGUACCAAUUGCAGUCGAUGUGGCAGAAAUGUUGGAAUACCAAUCAAAACCUUAUGCAUCACUUGCGCUUUCGCGAGCGCGGUCCACUCAAGUCUUGGCGUCCCGAAACAAUGGCCGAAGCCAUCUUCAGUGUGUUGAAAGAGGGUCUUUCGCUUUCGCAAGCUGCGCGCAAAUAUGAUAUACCUUAUCCAACUUUUGUAUUGUACGCGAAUCGUGUGCACAAUAUGCUAGGGCCAUCGAUCGAUGGUGGGCCUGAUCUACGUCCGAAAGGUAGAGGCCGUCCACAACGUAUAUUACUCGGUAUCUGGCCAGAUGAGCAUAUCAAAGGUGUUAUAAAGACUGUAGUAUUCCGUGACGCAAAGGAACUGAAAGAGGAUACUCUACCGCCAAUUCCGUAUGGACGACAUUCGCCAAUUUUUCCAUUUCCGGAUAGUCCACUGAGCUAUCCAGGCGUACCUGGACCAUGUCCGAAUGGUAUGCCUUCAGCUCCCGGUGAGCAGAUGUCACAAGAAGCUACAGCUGCAGCCGUUGCUGCUGUUGCACAUAACCUACGCCAACAAAUGCAAAUGGCCGCCGCAGCACAACAUCAGCACUCAGAGGGUGCAUCAGGCGCCAACCUAUUUAACAUACCACCGCAUCUGCAAUCACACAUGAGUGCAGCCGGUCCCGGUCCCGGUGGUAUACCUCUGCCAAAGGCUAGCAUCUCACCCGCAUUGAGUUCUGCCUCAAAUCAUGGUGCAGCUGGUGGUAUGCUUGGUCCAAGGCAUGCACCAUCACCGUGUGGUAGUUUAGCUGGUCUGCCUAAUCUACCACCUAGUAUGGCAGCAGCACUGCACAUGGUAGGCGGCACAAGCGCUGCACGUUGCGAUCCUGCUGCUAUGCUAAGUCAACAACAGCAACAUCAAUUGCAGCAAUUACAUUUGCAGCAACAGCACGCUUUGCAUCAGCAGCAGCAACACCACAACGCAGUAGUCCACGCCACGAGACACCAUUGCAUUCGCCUUUCACAGAGCUCGGUUUGGAAAUUGGUUAUAAACAUUGUACGCGGCUAUUCACCUUCACGACUUUUUACCGAAGAUAUCGCUGAAUUAAUGGGUGCAGCCACAGCUACCACAUCCUCUAUUACUAGCAGUUCCAGUGCCAGUCCGGCAACUUCGUCCAUUCUAUCGUCACUAACUUCGGCAACGGGAAAUGUGGCAACAGCUGCAUCAGCGCCUACAAGCAGUAAAAUUAGUUCCAGUAGUAUUAAAAUUGAACCCAUCACAACAAGCAGUGAGUAA
Messenger RNA from Teleopsis dalmanni, 1367 nucleotides. RefSeq names its product protein bric-a-brac 1-like. NCBI's taxonomy places the organism in Eukaryota, Metazoa, Arthropoda, Insecta, Diptera, Diopsidae. The transcript has 4 exons. Gene Ontology annotation, cellular component: nucleus. Bases 24 to 1367 code for a protein of 447 amino acids. Gene Ontology annotation, biological process: regulation of transcription by RNA polymerase II. The record is from RefSeq and is a predicted model, not a curated record. Gene Ontology annotation, molecular function: DNA binding.